Serendipita indica DSM 11827 is the source of this 1614-nucleotide messenger RNA. The record is from the annotation of a GenBank genome assembly. Lineage: Eukaryota; Fungi; Basidiomycota; Agaricomycetes; Sebacinales; Serendipitaceae.
AUGCCUCCAAAAGCCGCUACAGAGACUUCGAAAAGCCUGAAAAGACCCGCAUCCGACGUGUCAUCAGACGAUCAGGAAGAGGCAGCGUCGAAAAGACCACGAAGAGGGACGACAAACUAUGAAGCAGGUGCCCAUAGUGAGAAAAAACACGCAAAGACGACAAAGAGUGCGGCCGCAAAGUCGUCUAGGCCCGUAAAAGAAAAAGCUGCACCGCUGAACCCGCUACGACAGCCAGCGCCCAAAGCGCGUCCUCCUCGUCAGCUUUUCGUGUUUGGAAAUGGCGAUUUUGGACAGUUGGGACUCGGUCCUGACGAAACCACCGAGCUCACGAAACCAAAGCUCCAUGCGUGGUGUGCAGAAGCCAUCGAGGAGGGUCGGUUUGGUGAACCUGGUGCCGGUAUCGAAGCAGUUGCUGCUGGUGGAAUGCAUUCACUGAUGUUGGAUGAACAGGGAAAGGUCUGGUCAUGGGGCGUCAAUGACGAUUCUGCGCUUGGAAGACAGACAGAAGGAGUCAAGGAUGCGGAUGGGAACCCAGUGGAUCAAGAAGAGCUCUCUGCCACACCUCAUGUCAUCGAUGCGCUCGUCGAGCAAAAGUUCCGCGCAGUCGUCGUGGUUGCAGGAGAUUGCACUGGUGCUGCCUUGAGUGACAAGGGUGAACUGCGCAUAUGGGGUACUUUCAGGAGUCCAGAAGGCCAGAAAGCCUUUUCUUCAACAGAAAAAGCAAAGGAUGGUGCAGCGAGAGCUGCAGGAGCAUCGGAAACGCUCCAUCCCGUCGCGCUUCCCGGCUUCAAGAGCAUUCAGAUUGCGGCCAUCUCUGCCGGUGCCAACCAUGUCAUAGCCUUGACUACAGACGGUCUCGUAUAUGGAUGGGGCUCAUCGGAGCAAGGCCAGAUUGGCCGUAAGGUCGUCUCACGCCAUCGCAAGAACGGCAUGGAACCCGAACGUCUCGAUAUCCGCGAGGCAGUCGUCGUGGGGACAGGCGACUACCAUUCCUUUGCUGUGGACAAGUCUGGAACCGUCUGGGCCUGGGGCUUGAACAGCUGGGGCCAACUUGGAUUCAAGAGCGCCGCAAAUGUUACAGAUUCUGUCCACUAUACCGUUGAGGAUGUCCCAUCCCUUCACCCUGACGUUACCGGGUCAAGGGUGGUUCAAAUUGCUGGUGGCGAACACCAUACCCUCUUCAGACUAGAGGACGGGCGGGUGUUCGCCGUUGGAAGAAACGACGGUGGCCAACUGGGCGUGGGACCGGAUCACCCGAGUAUCCUCGCGGAUCCAGAUGCAAAAGGGAUGGCCACCUUUGAACCGGUUCAGGUGCCCAUCCAGGGCUUUGUCACCGACAUCCAAGCAGGCCCGCGCUACAACCUCGCCUUGACGGAUACCGGUAUUCUCUUUAGCUGGGGUCAAGGCAACCUGGGUAUUUCGCGUGACGUAUCCGAGACGUCGAGUCCUACCUUGAUCGCAGGACGCGAGAGUUCAGUUUGGAAGUGCCUCGGUAUGACCUGUGGAGGUCAACACAGCUUCAUCAUUGUCAGCAAAAAGGAGCCAGACGAGGAAUUGACAGUGGCCUCUCCUGCUCCUGUCAUUGCGGACGCAGCUGUUAAUGGUGUUCACUAG